AUGUCGCUAUAUCUGCGCGCUCUGAAGCCUCGCUCCUCCCAGUGGCGGCGCUUUUUAACUUCCAGCGCGCGCGCCUUCCCUGCCACUCCCACCCCCGCGUUCCCGGACGAGUAUCCGCAUGCCGAGAUCGUGACGGACCAAGUACCCGGCCCCAAGUCGCAGCAGCAGCUGAAGCGCCUCGCUGCGCUGCAGAAUACAGGUGCCAUUAACUUCUUCGCGGACUACGCUGCCAGCAAGGGCAACUACUUGGUGGAUGUGGACGGAAAUCGCUAUCUGGACGUGUAUGGCCAGAUCGCGUCGCUGCCCAUCGGCUACAACCACCCCAAGAUCCUUGAAGCCAUGACCGACAAGGAGAACCUAUCUAUGCUGGCACAACGGCCAUGUCUUGGCGUGUUCCCUCCCUCUGACUGGGUGGAUCGCAUCGACGACACGUUGCUCAAAGUAGCUCCAAAAGGGCUCGAGGAUGUCAACACGCUAAUGUGCGGCUCGUGCUCCAACGAGAACGCCUACAAGGCUGUAUUUAUGUGGUUUCAAACCAAACUGAGAGGCGGACGUCCACCUUCCGAUCACGAACUCGAGACAUGCAUGACGCAUCAGUUGCCGGGCACACCCAACUUGAGUAUUCUGUCCUUCCAGGGAGGAUUCCAUGGCCGCUUGCUCGGUUGUCUGUCGACGACCCACUCGAAAGCCAUUCACAAGGUGGAUGUGCCGGCGUUUGACUGGCCUGUUACGCCGUUCCCGAAGCUGAAGUACCCACUGGAUGCUCACCAGGCUGCUAACGAAGCGGAAGAAGCGCGCUGCUUGGACGAGGUCGAGAGGCUGUUGAAACACAGUGCCGAGGUGACGAAUCCUGAGGACUCUCGUAUUGCUGGUAUGAUUAUUGAGCCGAUUCAAGCGGAAGGAGGAGACAACCAUGCGAGUUCUGUGUUCUUCCGUAAACUUCGCGACCUGGCUGCCGAGUAUGGCGUCGCAUUCAUUGUGGAUGAAGUCCAGACUGGAGGAGGCAGCACGGGCAAAUUCUGGGCCCAUGAACACUGGAACCUUGACAACCCACCUGACAUCGUCACGUUCAGCAAGAAGAUGCAGACGGGUGGUUACUUUGCCAAAGAGGAGUUCCGUCUCAAAGAGGGCUACCGCAUUUUCAACACUUGGAUGGGAGACCCCACCAAGAUGAUCACUCUGAAGGCAGUCCUUGAUGUGGUCGAGAGCGACAGCUUGCUAGAAAACGUCAACAUCACCGGUGACUACCUGAAGACCGGGUUGCACGAACUUGCUGCCGAAUUCCCCACUCUGGUGACUAACGUACGCGGCCAGGGCACAUACCUGGCCAUGGACUUCCCGACGGAAGCCGUGCGCAACGAGUUUGUUAGCCUGAUGAAGGCAAAAGGUGUUGCAUCUGGAGGCUGUGGAGUCAACUCAGUGCGAUUCCGACCAGCCCUGGUUUUCCAGCCCAAGCACGCAGCUGAAUACUUGGCCAAGAUGCAGGAGGUCUGCAAAAUUCUCAGCAAGUGA
This is a messenger RNA of Phytophthora nicotianae INRA-310, 1512 nucleotides long. Its product is annotated as 4-aminobutyrate aminotransferase. Gene Ontology annotation, cellular component: mitochondrion. Lineage: Eukaryota; Oomycota; Peronosporomycetes; Peronosporales; Peronosporaceae. Gene Ontology annotation, biological process: GABA catabolic process. Bases 1 to 1512 code for a protein of 503 amino acids. Gene Ontology annotation, molecular function: pyridoxal phosphate binding. The transcript has a single exon. The record is from RefSeq and is a predicted model, not a curated record.